Molecule: messenger RNA, 263 nt
Organism: Funneliformis mosseae
Lineage: Eukaryota; Fungi; Glomeromycota; Glomeromycetes; Glomerales; Glomeraceae
Source: the annotation of a GenBank genome assembly
AUAGCGAAGACGCUCAAAAAUGGAUUAAAAUAUUCUUAAAAGCAAAAGAAGCUAAUGGAUGGUCAAAUAAUAGAAGAGUGGCAAUUACAGCAGGAAUGUUAAGGAAGAAGCAGCUAACUGGAAAUAAAAAAGUUGAAACCUAUGCAUCUAAAUUCAAGAAGUUAGCAAAUAGAGUAGACGUAGGAGUAAUUCCAGAUAUCUUUAAAGUACGAAAGUUCUUAAGUGGAUUAAAUAAGGAAUUAGCAACCUUAGUCGCAAUUUAA